CACGGUACGGUAGUGUCCCAGUCUGUGUCGUGCGAUCGGUGCAAUCAGGUCGCGUGACGUUUAAUGAUCGGAUCCGAUCGAUAAUUACCGUGGUGCGUGUAAAGUGCGUGUUCUGUACAGUGUAGUAAAGCUCCAGCAUGAAGCUCCAAAUUGUUCUACUACUAACGGCCGCCCUUAUCGGGUGCGGAUCCACAGCUAAGUUUCCUGCUUCCUUCUCACGGUGCAAACAGGAAGAUGGUAACUGUUUGCUGGAAGCUAUUACCGCUACCUUCCGGAACUUCCACAAAGGCGUACCGGAAAUAGGGCUCGUACCGUUGGAUCCACUGCGCAUCGAUAAAAUGGACAUCGUACAAGGCGAUGGACCAAUCAACAUUGUGCUUAACUUCAAGAAGGUCGAUCUGACUGGAUUUCAACAUGCACAAAUUAAGAAAGCCAAUGGAUUUACUUCCAACCCUACCAAGAUGGAUCUUAACUUGGUCGUACCGGUUGCAUCACUGGUUGGAGGAUAUAGAAUUAAUGGCAAAGUGUUGAUCCUCCCAAUUCAGGGUGAAGGAUCCAGCAACAUGACCAUGGCCGACUGUGAUAUCUCGCUAAAGUGGACCGGCAAACUUGUCGACAGGAAUGGGAAACAAUUUUAUCAGGUCGACAAAUUUAAGGUACACUUCGAUACGAGCCGAUUCUACAUGGACUUCUCCAACCUGUUCAACGGCGAUAAGGCGCUGGGUGAUAACAUGAAUGUCUUCCUGAACGAUAAUUGGCAGGACAUUUUGAAGGAGUUGAAACCGGCAAUAUCGGCGGCUUUUACGAAGAUUUUCGAAGCUGUCGUCACCAACGUUUUCAACAAGGUUCCGUACAAUGAGCUUUACAUGGAACCACAUAACAGUGCAAUUAACGGUGACAAGAAAACGCGCAUAAUAAAACACGAACAUAUCUACCAAUCUGCUUCUUACAGCCGUUGUAAAGCGGGCGACGAAUCAUGCAUCACUCAAGCCAUAUCCGACACAUUCCACAAGUACCAGAGUGGCGUUCCGGGGCUAGGGCUUGCUUCGCUGGACCCUUUGCGCAUCGACGAAAUGGACAUUGUGCAGGGUACGGGACCGGUUAACAUUGUGCUGAACUUUAAAAAUGUUGAUAUCACCGGGUUCAAGGAUGUGCUUGUGAAGAAGGCCAAAGGUUUUACGGCGAACCCCAACGUGAUGGAGAUGAAUUUAUUACUACCAGUCGCGUCCCUCGUUGGCAGUUACAAGAUUAAAGGAAAGGUGCUGAUUCUGCCCAUCCAGGGUGAAGGCGCUAGUAACAUGACAAUGGUAAACUGCGACUUCCUGAUGAAGUGGAACGGUGGACUAGAGAAGCGAAACGGCAAAGAGUACUUCCAGAUGAACAAAAUUAAGGCUACGUUCGAUACCACCCGGUUUUACAUGCAUCUGACCAAUUUGUUUAAUGGUGAUAAGGCGCUGGGGGACAAUAUGAACCAAUUCCUAAACGACAACUGGGAAGACAUCCUGAAGGAGCUGAAGCCGGCCAUCAUCGGUGCAUUUACGAACAUUUUCCGAGCUAUUAUAUCGAACGUAUUUGAAAAUGUUCCUUACGAUGAGCUAUUUUUACCAAAUGCUUAACUGCGAUAAAAGUAACGAUUAAUAAAUAUAAAUGAUACCUUGUGAUGUCGAUAUAGAA
Anopheles funestus (African malaria mosquito) is the source of this 1674-nucleotide messenger RNA. RefSeq lists its product as uncharacterized. The transcript has 8 exons. The record is from RefSeq and is a predicted model, not a curated record. Bases 138 to 1616 code for a protein of 492 amino acids. NCBI's taxonomy places the organism in Eukaryota, Metazoa, Arthropoda, Insecta, Diptera, Culicidae.